AUGGAGCGGUUCUGGAUGUGGACGGCUGCGCUGGGCUCCCUGAUGGUGGUGGACGUGGCGUGGACUCGACCCGUUAAGGAGGAUCAGCAGCUGAAGCCUCAGGAUGUGCAGCUGGCUCAGACCUACCUCAGGAUGUUCUACAGUCUGGACCUCAGAGAUCCUCGAGGUGGAGCCAGGAGGACCAGGUCUGUGUCAGCCCUGGAGGAGAAGAUUGGAACCAUGCAGAAGUUCUUUGGUCUGACAGAAACUGGACCCCUGGACUCCGACACACUGGAUGUGAUGAGGAGGCCCAGAUGUGGUGUUCCAGAUGUGGACAACUUCAGCUUCUACCCCUACAGGCCUAAAUGGAAGAACCAGACCAUCACGUACACGAUUUCCCAGUACAGUCCAGACAUGAGCAGAGAGGAGGUGGAGAGGUCCUUCCGUUUGGCCCUGAAGAUGUGGAGCGAUGCAACUCCACUGAGCUUCGUCAAGGUCAACCAGGGCGAAGCUGACAUCGUCCUCUCCUUCGCUCGCAGAGAUCAUGGAGACUUCUCUCCCUUCGACGGCGCCGGAGGAGUUCUGGCUCACGCUUUUCAGCCGGGAGAUGGGAUAGGAGGAGACGUGCACUUUGAUGAGGACGAAACCUGGACUUCAGGAAGCCAAGCAUAG
Nematolebias whitei (Rio pearlfish) is the source of this 651-nucleotide messenger RNA. Its product is annotated as collagenase 3-like. Lineage: Eukaryota; Metazoa; Chordata; Actinopteri; Cyprinodontiformes; Rivulidae. Gene Ontology annotation, molecular function: metalloendopeptidase activity; zinc ion binding. The transcript has 5 exons. The record is from RefSeq and is a predicted model, not a curated record. Gene Ontology annotation, cellular component: extracellular matrix. The coding region runs from base 1 to 651 and encodes 216 amino acids. Gene Ontology annotation, biological process: proteolysis; extracellular matrix organization; collagen catabolic process.